This is a messenger RNA of Jaculus jaculus (lesser Egyptian jerboa), 1959 nucleotides long. RefSeq names its product zinc finger protein 707 (gene Znf707). Bases 1 to 1419 code for a protein of 472 amino acids. The record is from RefSeq and is a predicted model, not a curated record. Lineage: Eukaryota; Metazoa; Chordata; Mammalia; Rodentia; Dipodidae. Gene Ontology annotation, biological process: regulation of transcription by RNA polymerase II. The transcript is spliced from 5 exons. Gene Ontology annotation, molecular function: DNA-binding transcription factor activity; RNA polymerase II cis-regulatory region sequence-specific DNA binding.
AUGCAGAGUGGCAGGAAGUGGCUUUUGGCAGCGCAGUUCCGGUGGGGCGUUGAAAUCGCCUGGCCGCGGAACCAAGAGAUCGUUGCGGAUCGGAUCACCGGGACGCCCGUGCCCGGCCCCCAGCGGCUGGUGCCCGCCCGCCCGCCCGCCAGCGUGGCUCCCGUCUCGGCCGCGCCCACGCUCGAGCUGGCGGGACUCCGGACGCCCCCGCGGCCUCGGGACGCGCGCAGGCCGGCCCCGGCCGCCCCUCGGGAGGCUCGACCCCCGAGUCCCGCCGAGGACGGCGCCCGGCGCCGCCACAUUGCUCAGGCAACCCUGGAGCCAUCUGUGUGUCAGGUGCCAGUGACCUUCGCAGAUGUGGCCGUGUACUUUUCCAGAGAAGAAUGGGAGUGUCUCAGCCCUGGCCAGCGGGCCCUGUACCGUGAUGUGAUGCUAGACAACUUCAAGAGCUUGGUCACACUGGGAUAUUACAGCCCCAGGCCGGACCUUGUUUCUCACCUGGAACAGUGGCAUGAGCCAUGGGUUGAAGACUGGGACAGACCCGAGUUUCUGGGAGCACAGGAAAACGCCUGCCCAGGAGCCAGGAAGCCCAGUGACCGUAAGAGACACUGUGAUCGGCGGAGAGUCCAUCCACACACAGGAGCUAAGAGAGGGGCUGCCUUCAGGAAGAGCUUGCUACUGACCUCCAGUAGUGUGCACCUUCCUAGAGCAGCUGCUGGGAGGAAAGCAAAUACGCUUGCAACUUUCCAGGACCAAGUGUGUGGAAAGUCCCACAAGAAGCAGCCAGGCCCCAGGGAACAGUGCAAGAGCCACACCGAGGGGCAUCCAUUUAUCUGUGGCAUAUGUGGGAAGGCACUGAGCUGUCACAGCCGACUGGCUGCUCACCAGACGGUACACACGGGGACCAGGUCCUUCGAGUGCUUUGAAUGUGGCCAAACCUUCCGCUGGGUUUCAAACCUCCUGCGUCACCAGAGAAAUCACACCAGUGAGAAGCCCUUCUGCUGUGAGCUGUGUGGACAGGCCUUCAGCUUGAAGGAUCGCCUGGUGCAGCAUCGCAAAAUCCACACAGAGCACCGGCCCUAUGCCUGUGGUGACUGCGGGAAGGCUUUCAAACAGAAGUCAAACCUGCUACGGCACCAGCUAGUGCACACUGGGGAGAGGCCUUUCUACUGCGCUGAGUGCGGGAAGGCUUUCCGGACCAAGGAGAGUCUGAGCCAUCACCAGCGCAUUCACAGUGGAGAGAAGCCAUACACCUGUGCUGAGUGUGGGAAGUCCUUUAGGUGGCCCAAGGGCUUCAGCAUCCAUCAGAGACUGCACCUGACAAGGAGGCUGUACGAGUGUGAGCUCUGUGGAAAGGGCUUCCGCCACCUGGGCUUCUUUACGCGGCAUCAGAGGACGCAUGGACGUGGGGAGGUGUAGAAAUGCCUGGACCGGGAAGUCCUGGUCCCUGAAGGCCGCCUGGAGCUCCUAAGUCCACCAGAAAGUUCUGGGAAAUUGCCCCUGGGGGAAAGGCAGGGGCCAGAGUAUACUGACAGAGCAAGCUGCUGCUGCUCCCCUGGUGCCCUGUGCCCCUGGGUGUGUGAAGCCAGGAGCAUACUCUGGCCGGGCUGCAGGGUCACUUGUUCACUUAACUUCCUGGCUGUCAUUCUGCCUUUUUUUUUUUUUUUUUUUGACUCUGCUUUUUGUCUGUCUUCUGUCCUGUGUGUGGUAGCAUUGAGGUUUGCACAGGUGGGAUGCAGAAAUGAGCACGUUUGUGAUAUAACUAGCCCAUUAAAGGGCUAGAGAAAGACCUGAAUUCACAACUGGGGGUGCCAAGUACCUGGUGCAUGUGGGAGAGCAGCCUCUCUGAUGACCACAUAGGUCUAAGUGGAUAGUUAAUGAGUUUGUUAGAACCAGGCCCUCGUGACCCUGUUCCUCUGGCAUUUUCUUAAACUAAAAAUACUGGCUCUUUGUAAAAUA